GACAGAUCGAAAUGGAAUUUCCUAUCGAGAUGUCGGUGGUGCUAAACUGGGCCUGACUCUGUCAUCUUCACUUUUUUAUUUAUUUUUACUGAGCUCCAAAAGCCAAUUCACUUUCUCAACUUUCCAAAAGAUUAUAUAAGUUUUCUCUACCAUUUCCACGAUCACUAAUCUAUAGCACUUUCAAGAAUAGAAGCACAUAUCUUUAGGGCAAAUUGAAAGUUGCAAAGAGACCACUGUGACAAGUAGAAAGCAUGAUUGAAGCUUGAAAAUUUGCCGGGAAAAUACAGAAUCUAGUUGCCAUACCUGGAAAAUAUGGAGGCAAUUCACCCUACCCCAUUUUAUGAAAACUAUGAUAUUCCUACAACAAAUGUAGACCAACUCCCAUUUGAUGACUCAUGGUAUCCUUGCCCUUUCUUCAACACCAGUUCGUAUCACCAAGAUGAAUUCUGUGGAAGAGAAGAAGAGGCUGAUCAUUUCACUAGCAGUUUAUGGAACGAGAAUGGGGACAUUGACGAGACUUACGAAAGAGAAGAACCACCUUCUAAUGGCUAUGGAAGUUGGCUGCGGGAAUGCAACUCUGUAUUUAGUGAUUGUUGGGGUGAUAAUUAUGUCUCGCUUGGCAAUGGGUUUCACAACAACGAGCAUGAAGGUGGUGACUCAAGGACGCUGGUGGUUUCUAAUCCAAGUGAAGAACAGGGCCGUUAUGAAGACACAGAAAAUCAUCCUGCUUCUGAUUACGCUUCAUGGUCCUGUUAUGAUUCAUUGUUUCAUCAUGGAGGAGAAAAAGAUCCUUCCAAUGAUUAUGGAGAAGAAGCCGAAGCAACAAAUAGCCACCACGGCUUGCCUGGAAUUGAAGUUUUUGAAGGUAUUUUCGGUUAUUGGCCUUGCCUGUAUCGUUAAAUCUGGUCACAAACACAUGGUGAACAUUUGGAAGGGUGAGCCAAAAGAAGCAAAUCCACUGAAGCGAGCAGAUUCCUUUUUCUUUCUUUUUGUUCCAAAAACUAAAAUUAGGUUUUAGAAAUUUUCCAUCAAAUGAAAAUUAUGCAGGGCUAGUAAAGAAUAAGUGCGGAGUUCUUCCAUUUGCUGCAACAUUUAUCCAUGGCGGGUUUGAUCUUAACAAAAGGAGUAUAAUUUGUGUUCAUGUUUACAAGAAUAUUCAACAAGGACAACUAAAAAUGUAGAAUUUUAGUUAUGGUCGUAACAUCUAAAGCCCAUCUGAAUUUUGUUUCCAGCGAUCAAUCUUUUGGGUAGUUGAAGAAAUUGAA
This is a messenger RNA of Ziziphus jujuba (common jujube), 1265 nucleotides long. RefSeq lists its product as uncharacterized. NCBI's taxonomy places the organism in Eukaryota, Viridiplantae, Streptophyta, Magnoliopsida, Rosales, Rhamnaceae. Bases 313 to 900 code for a protein of 195 amino acids. The record is from RefSeq and is a predicted model, not a curated record. The transcript has a single exon.